AUGUCUUUGAAGCGUCCGUUGCCCGACCCGACGGACUCGGAGCUGGUUUCGGUAAAUAGCGCGGACGUGAGAGAGCCCGAAGCGAGUCACACCAUCACGAAACUGUUUACUGCGCUCGGAGCUGCUUUGGACGAGCGUCUGGAGCGACGUGAGCGUUUCGUGCGCGCCUCGCGAGACCUCACCAUGGCAGCGAAGAAGGCCAUCUUUGAACUUCAGAGACUGAAAAGCUCGUUACGCCGCCUGCGAGACACACAAACACAAGAAGCCUGGGCAAAGACGGAGCAAACGUUUGAUCGGUUGCAAGGCCUGCUACGAGGUGGAAUUCUCAAGGAACUCGAGGCGACGCCCGCGUUCAGCGAUACCUACUGGCAGUACCACCAGGUGUUUUCGCCUGGCGUCCAGGAGUACGUGGAGGCUCUUGCGUUUCGCCACUGGUUCAAAGACGCACGGAUUCUACAGUUUCAAGCUACCUGCGAAAAAUUGGCACCGUUUCCGCUCGAAGUAUCCGACUAUUUACUUGGACUCUGUGAUGCGUCCGGCGAAGUGAUGCGACUAGCAGUCCAGAGCAGUGCUCUUGGAGAGCAGGGCGUUGCCUUUGAGGCGAGCAGUUUUCUCGAUACACUCCGACGGGAGUGCACGAGAAUCAGCGCUCGCACCCGCCGGGCGUGGCCGCCUUCCAUGCAGCAGGAUCUGGACCGCAAACUCGUUACCAUGGGUGAGAGUUUGCAAAAAGUGCAGGAUGUUUGUUAUCGGUUAUGUUUGAGACGCGCCGAGCGUGCCGUGUUAGGUCUUGAUGACCGUGAUGAAGCUGACGACGGCGCCGAUGCUGGUAUUCAGGCGGAAGAGAUCAUCGGAUGA
This is a messenger RNA of Cyanidioschyzon merolae strain 10D, 858 nucleotides long. Its product is annotated as similar to translin-associated factor X. Bases 1 to 858 code for a protein of 285 amino acids. NCBI's taxonomy places the organism in Eukaryota, Rhodophyta, Bangiophyceae, Cyanidiales, Cyanidiaceae. Gene Ontology annotation, cellular component: cytoplasm; nucleus. The transcript has a single exon. Gene Ontology annotation, molecular function: RNA binding; RNA endonuclease activity; sequence-specific DNA binding. The record is from RefSeq and is a predicted model, not a curated record.